UCCUACUAUUCCCUUUCAAGCUUUUCCCCUUAUCGCUGGUAUUCGGUUAGGUACUUUCUCUCGCAUUGCGUCGCUAGCUGAAUGGCGUCAUGUCCGGUGUUGCGCUGUGAAGCUUCCUCAGGGAGGGCGAUAUCCGUUCGGUCGCCCCGGAAACUUUAGGAAAGAGAUAGCCGAGGGUUGGACUUAGUACGGAGGUGGGCAGGAAGGCAGCUGGGCUUGGGGGGCAGAAAUGGCAUCUGAUGUCCCAGCUCUGGGUGUUGCAGUCUCUACUGGAAAUCCUGGUUCAAGCGGACAAGCUGGCGGAUCCAUGGUGCAAAGAACCAAUAAACGACGCUCAGGGUUAGAUUUUGAUGAUGACGACGACGAUGAUUCAAGCAAUAAAUUUCUCAGGUGUGACGAUGAUCAGCUUCCAAAUGACAAGGAGAGAUUUGCAAGGUCGGAUGAUGAGCAGAGCUCAGCGGAUAAGGAAAGACUUGCAAGGGAGAAUCACAGUGAAAUAGAGCGCAGGCGGAGAAACAAGAUGACUGCCUAUAUCACAGAGUUGUCUGAUAUGGUGCCCACCUGCAGUGCUCUAGCACGCAAGCCUGACAAGCUCACCAUCCUGCGCAUGGCUGUCUCGCAUAUGAAGUCUCUGCGGGGCACUGGUAACACACCCACAGAUGGCACUUACAAGCCUUCUUUCCUGACCGAUCAGGAGCUUAAACACCUGAUUUUGGAGGCAGCAGAUGGGUUCCUUUUUGUGGUAUCCUGUGAAACCGGCAGAAUCGUGUAUGUGUCAGAUUCUGUGACCCCUGUCCUUAACCAGCCCCAGUCAGAGUGGUUUGGGAGCACUUUGUAUGACCAGGUGCACCCAGAUGAUCUAGACAAACUUCGAGAGCAGCUUUCCACAGCUGAAAAUGCCAUGACAGGUCGCAUUUUGGACUUAAAGACCGGUACAGUAAAGAAAGAAGGGCAGCAGUCCUCUAUGAGAAUGUGCAUGGGCUCUCGCAGAUCGUUCAUCUGCAGAAUGAGGUGUGGAAAUGCAGUAAUUGAACCCUCCUCAAUGAACCGACUUAGCUUCAUGAGAAACAGGUGCAGAAACGGCUUGGGUCCAUCUAAAGAUGGGGAGCCACAAUUUGUAGUAGUGCACUGCACUGGAUACAUCAAAGCCUGGCCUCCAGCAGGUGUCACACUACCAGAAGAUGAUCCUGAUGCAGGGCAAAGCAGCAAAUUCUGUCUUGUGGCCAUUGGCAGACUGCAGGUGACAAGUUCUCCGACCUGCACAGAUAUAAACACGGUCUGCCAGCCCAUAGAGUUCAUUUCCCGGCACGGAGUCGAUGGCUUGUUCACAUUUGUCGAUCACAGAUGUACUGCUACAGUUGGAUACCAGCCGCAGGAGCUCCUUGGAAAGGAUAUUGUGGAGUUUGCACACCCUGAAGACCAGCAACUACUUCGGGACAGUUUUCAACAGGUGGUGAAAUUAAAGGGUCAGGUCCUGUCUGUCAUGUUCCGAUUUCGGUCUAAAACCAGAGAGUGGCUUUUGAUGAGAACCAGCUCCUUUACCUUCCAGAAUCCAUACUCAGAUGAGAUUGAGUAUAUCAUCUGUACCAACACUAAUGUAAAAAACUCCAAUCAGGAACCCCGCCCUGCCUUGGCCAGUACAAUACAGAGGCCUCCCCUUGGUCCGAGCAUCAACCACCCCAUGGAUAUGGGACAAACUCAGCUUCCCGGGAGGCAGCAGCAGCCACAGGCGCCACCACAAACAGAUGUUGUGCCCAGCAGGGAGGGCUUGGGCUCCUACAACCACACACAGGUGCCGGUGCAGCCAGUAAGUGCCGCUGUUUCUGAUCAUAGCAAACCAUUGGAGAAAACAGAGGGCAUGUAUGGACAGGAAAGAGACCCCAGAUUUGCUGAGAUCUACAGCAAUAUCAACUCAGAUCAGAGCAAAUCGCUGAAUCCCAGUGGUGUCUCUGGCAACCAGCAGCUCUUCCAACAAUCCAGCACUUUCACAUCUGCGCCUCGCCCUGUAGAGAGUUUCAGGAGUGGUGGCAUGGUGCCUCAGCCUAGCAUCAUCCAGCAACCUGUAUCUGCAGGGCAGAUCUUGGCCCAGAUAUCUCGGCAUACCAGCCCCACACAGGUCACAGGGACCAACUGGAGCUCUGGCACUCGUCCAUCCUUCACAGCUCAGCAGGUACCAACACAGACACCAAAGACUCAGGCAUCUCAGUUUGGAAUGGGCAACUUCCAAGCAACACCUUCCAGCUUCAGCCCUUUGUCCUCACAGAGCUCAACCGCCUCUCCCGCAGGAGCACCUUAUCCCAGCAUGACCGGCAGGACAUCCAACUUUGCUACAGAAGUUGCCCAACCGAGAGGCCAGUUCCAGGCCCGGGCUGCUGAUGCAGUAGGUGUGUGGCCUCAGUGGCAAAGCCAGCAUCAUGGACAAAGCACAGCUGAAUCUCAUGUGUCACAGCAGUCAAACCAGACUGAGGUCUUCCCAGAUAUGCUCUCCAUGCUGGGAGACCAGACCUCAAGUUACAGCAACGAGGAGUUUUCAGAGCUCAACAUGUUCCAGUCAUUCGCUGAAUAAAGUAAUAGUGGAUACUCUGCCUGGAAUGUUCCCUAAAGAAAAUCAGUUCUGCUUUCGUACCAUUUGUCUGCAAAGGAUCUUUUUUAUUAUGGCUCCUCCUAGAAGCACAAAGGAAUGGAGAAAGCCGAUUGUGAUUAGGGCAUAAGCAAAACAAAGUACUGGAACCCAUAUGGGUGGAAGGAUAAUUACAGGGAUACCACAGAACUGCCUUUUUAUAGAACUUUGAGAGGCUGAAAGAUGCCGCUCCACGUACACACCAGCUUUAAAUUCAUGUUUUGCCACUGCUUUAUUUUUUCUAUAUCAUAUGAUGUGCAAGAUCCCGCCGUGGCUGAAAGCGUGAUUACAUCACAGUUUUAACCAUUCACAAGAUACAUUUCAUCUUUUCUAAAUGGCUAAUUCUGGCAAAAAUAAGCAGCAUCGUAAAGGAUUUGUUUAUUACGGACACCUCUUUCAGGGAUAACUAUUGCGUAUGAUAAUCAAAAUCGAAUGGAUGCCUUUUAUAAUCCCAGGAAGCCCCCCGACAGGUGCUGGCAGGGGCCUGCUUAUCACUUUAUGGCUUUUAGAUCUUUGUUCUGUGACUGCUGAAUGAUAAAUGCUUCGUUUGUAACUUAUAGGGGCACCAUUUGUAAAUGUGCUGCCUCAGACAGAUUUGUAGGACAAUCAUAUAUUUCCCACCUAAUAAUUGUUAUUGGGGACAGCGUUACCAAAUCAUUGAUAAAGCCUUUACAUUUCAACAAGCAAGGAACGUAUCAAGCUCUGCUGAAUGCACAGUUAGCCUUGAGUCCAUAAUGUAACCCCGCUGUUGAGCUAAGCGCUAGGUCAUGUGGCUACUACACCUAUGAGUAAGAGCAGGUCUGGUUUCUAGACAUUUCUAUGUGGCUCUCUUUCUAGCACUUACAGGCACGAGAUUUACCAACACCUAUUCCUCUGACCAACGAGAGCAACUUUAGAAAUCUUUCCGGCUUUGUGGAGAUGCAACAUAAAUCAACGUGUUUAAGUUAUUUACUGAAAACAUCUUGAUGGACAGAAUUAUUGUGACCUGCUUAUAUGGGCCUUUGCCAAAGCAUAAUGCAAUCUGCCAGCAGCCAUCUCAGAACAGGACUUUCACAACCCCGUGGCUGUCUAUCUGCUUUCCAAUUUCCAGUAUCCUGGCUAAGGAUGCUGGGAAUCGUUGUUAGAGGUGCUAGAGAGCCGUAGGGUGAAGAAAGAAGCCAGCUGUUUUGUGACACUGAGCAAUGAUUUGGAGUUUUAGAACCGUAAUUGGCUGGCUGCCCCACCACUGAGCGUUAAAAUCAGUUUCAAGAGUAACACGUGGCUCUAUUGUGCAGAGCUGUGAGAGUAGGGGACACAACUUCCAUUUGGAGAAUAUUUCUGUUCUGGCUCUAAGUGCCCUCAUUUAAACACAGAUUUAAUUUAUAGGAGGGAAGUGCAACCUGUGGCCCUCCUGCCGUCUGUCUAUUAUUCCCCGCUGCUGGCAUCUGCAAUAGCUGGAGGGCCAGUAGCAGGACACCCCCUGGUUUGUAUGUAACCUGUUGGUAUAUAUCAUUGUUUCCUACUGGCUGGAUAAAUAUGUAUUUCACUUUUAUAUUUUUGCUACAGAGAUCUCCUUUUCUCUGCUGACUUGUCUGCAGAUCAACUGCUCUGUUUGUCUGUUUUACUUCAACCCCCCUUUUUGUGAAAAUUGUUUUAUGUGAAUACAGUAUGAAAUAAUAUCAUUUUAUGAUCUUU
Xenopus tropicalis (tropical clawed frog) is the source of this 4294-nucleotide messenger RNA. It is a transcript of the gene arnt, whose product is annotated as aryl hydrocarbon receptor nuclear translocator. Gene Ontology annotation, biological process: regulation of DNA-templated transcription. The record is from RefSeq and is a predicted model, not a curated record. The transcript is spliced from 22 exons. NCBI's taxonomy places the organism in Eukaryota, Metazoa, Chordata, Amphibia, Anura, Pipidae. Gene Ontology annotation, cellular component: cytoplasm; transcription regulator complex; nucleus. Bases 230 to 2566 code for a protein of 778 amino acids. Gene Ontology annotation, molecular function: DNA-binding transcription factor activity; protein dimerization activity.